Phascolarctos cinereus (koala) is the source of this 2871-nucleotide messenger RNA. RefSeq names its product V-set domain containing T cell activation inhibitor 1 (gene VTCN1). Lineage: Eukaryota; Metazoa; Chordata; Mammalia; Diprotodontia; Phascolarctidae. Gene Ontology annotation, biological process: regulation of cytokine production; T cell receptor signaling pathway. The record is from RefSeq and is a predicted model, not a curated record. Gene Ontology annotation, cellular component: external side of plasma membrane. Gene Ontology annotation, molecular function: signaling receptor binding.
CUAAGCUAAGGCAUGGCCCAUUAGCAUAUUUACGCCUGGCCCCCACAAGAGCAAUGUGCCAUGUAGGCAGGGCUCCUUUUGGGAGAAGCAGCUCCUUCCACCUUCCCACCAUCUAGUCGGCUUCUGCAUCUGCCUCUGUGGGCAGCCCUAGGAGGACGUAGACACUAGAAAGCAUGUCCUUCGUGCACAGGAGUUUUUGCUUCAGACAGAAGCUUGGGGUCAUUGGCAAGCAUGGUACUAUUUUCCAAAGCAUUAUUAGCAUCAUCAUAAUUCUGGCAGGAGCAAUCGCACUCAUCAUCGGCUUUGGCAUUUCAGGGAGACACUCCAUCACCGUCACUACUCUGACCUCAGCCGGGAACAUUGGUGAGGAUGGGAUCCUGAGCUGCACUUUUGAACCUGACAUCAAGCUCAGUGACAUCGUGAUACAGUGGCUAAAGGAAGGCGUCAUGGGCAUGGUCCAUGAGUUCAAAGAGGGCAAGGAUGAUCUGUCCCAUCAAGAUGACAGGUUUAAGGGCCGCACAGCAGUGUUUGCAGAUCAAGUGAUAGUUGGCAAUGCUUCUCUAAAGCUUAAAAAUGUUCAGUUAACAGAUGCUGGCACCUACAAAUGCUACAUCAUCACCUCGAAGGGCAAGGGAAAUGCCAAACUGGAAUACAAAACUGGAGCCUUCAGCAUCCCAGAUGUGAAUGUGGACUACAAUGCCAGUUCUGAGAGUCUGCGCUGUGAGGCUCCCCGAUGGUUCCCACAACCCACUGUGGCCUGGGCCUCUCAGGUUGACCAGGGAGCCAACUUUUCUGAAGUUUCCAACACCAGCUUUGAGCUGAAUGCUGAGAAUGUGACCAUGAAGGUGGUGUCUGUGCUCUACAAUGUCACUGUCAACAACACAUACUCCUGCAUGAUUGAGAACGACAUCGCCAAAGCCACGGGGGACAUCAAAGUGACAGACUCUGAGAUCAAAAAAAGGGGCCACCUACAGCUGCUGAACUCUGAAGCUACCCUGCUAGGCUCAUCUCUCUGUGCCCUUGCUUGGGUACUUCUGCCCCUCACCCCUCACCUGAUGCUCUUUUAGGUUCUCCGGGACAUACAGAAACAUACAGAAUCACUGACAGAAUAGAACCACAAUGUCUCCAAAGGAAGGGACCCCAGGGGCCAUCAGAUCCAAAUCCUACCUGAUAAGUGAACCUUCUAUAGCCUACUGGACAAGCGGCCAUUCAGCCUCUGCUCAGAAACUCCCAGAGAGGGGGAAUGCAGGGCUUGCUUACUAAGGCAUUCCAUUGCCUCUCACACAGCUCUAAUUGUUGGGAAGCCUUUUCUGGCAUCAAGGCUACUACAUUUGCUCCUUUGCAACUUCUAUCCAUUACUCCUGGUACUGCUCUCUUGGACCAAACAGAACAGAUUUGAUUCCUCUUCCACGUGACAACCCUUCAAAUAUCUGAAGACAGCUAGUGUGUGCCCAUAAGGCUGCUCUUCUCCAGUCUUCUCCAGUCCCAUCAGUCUUCACAUGCCACGAACUUGGGCUUGUUCACCAUCCCAGUUGCCUUUCUCUGGAUGCUCUCUCCAGUUUAUCUUUUCUAAAAUAUAAUGCUCAGAAGUAAACACAAAACUACAUAUGUAGUGGGAAUACAUCAACCUAUCCCACCUCCUUUAUUCCUGAAAGCAGGCCCUUUUCAAGGGAGCUCAAAUCACGUCAUUGUGAUCUGGCUUUUUUAGCUGCCAGAUCACACCAUUGACUCAAACUGAACUUGCAGCCCACUAAAACCUCAAUAUCUUCAUCAAACUGCUAUUUAACCAUGGCUCCUUUCCCCCUAUCUGGUAUUUAUUAAGUAGAUUUGUUGAUUCCAAGUGUAAGACAUUACAUUUAUUCCCAUUAAAUUUCGUCCUACUGGACUUGGCUCAGUGUUCCAGCCUGUCAAAAUCUUUCUGAAUCCUAUUCAGUCAUCUAGUCAUUCUUCCCAGCUUCGCAUCAUUUGAAAAUUUGACAUAUAAUAUAUGUAUCUUUAUCCAAAUCAUUAAUUAAAAUGUUAAAAAUCAUAGGGCCAAGCACAAAUCCUUGGGGCACUCCACUGGAGACCUCCUUCUGAGUUGCAACAGAACUAUUAAUAAUUACUCUGGAUCCAGCCAGUUCACUAAGUCUAAGUCCAUCUAAUUGUACUAUCAUCCAGUCCACAUUUCUCUAUCUUUCCCAUGAAAAUGUCAUGAAAGACUCUGUCAAACGCUUUGCUGAAGUAGGCACACCACAUCUGCCACCCACCUUCUCUUGGUUCCCCAAUUUAGUAAUUGUAUAAAAGGAGGAAAUGAGGUUAGUCUGGCACGAGCACAUCUGUAAAUAAGGCAGCUGGACUCUAGGGCCUCUGAGGUCCCUUCCAGGCCUAAGUCUGUGACCCCACGACCUGCUCUUGAGGAAGCCACACUGUCUCUUUGUGAACAUUCCUUCCUCUUCCAGAUGUUCAACAACCGUUCCCUUAACAAUAUGCUCUAGAACUUUGCCAGGAAUAGAACUCAACCUCGCUGGCCUGUAGUUUCUAUAGACUUCAUCUUCUUCAUUUUUUGGGAAUGGGGGAUUUUUCCUUCUCCAGUGCUGCAGUACAUCUCACUCCCCUUCUCCAAGACUUUUCAAAGGUCACUGCCAGUAGCUCAGCAAUCACAUCUGCCAGUGUUUCAGUGCCCUAGAAUGUAGUUCCUCUGGGCCAGGCACCUCAAGGUCAUCAAAGGCCACAAUAGUUCUCUUACUACCUACUGAUAGAGUAAACAAAACAGAAACAGAAUAGAAAAUGAGUAGACCUGCUCAAUUAGUUUUUGUUUCUCCUUGCUAAGUGCACAAUACAACUCUAUGCACAUAAAUAUUUGUUGAACAAAUAAAUGGAUGAAUGACA